This is a messenger RNA of Ipomoea nil (Japanese morning glory), 1485 nucleotides long. Its product is annotated as haloalkane dehalogenase 2. The coding region runs from base 117 to 1247 and encodes 376 amino acids. Gene Ontology annotation, cellular component: chloroplast. Gene Ontology annotation, molecular function: catalytic activity. NCBI's taxonomy places the organism in Eukaryota, Viridiplantae, Streptophyta, Magnoliopsida, Solanales, Convolvulaceae. The transcript has 11 exons. The record is from RefSeq and is a predicted model, not a curated record.
AAAUUGGCGGUUUUUAUUGGUAGAGAGUAAGGAAGAAUAUUCAGUAUUCAGCAUCACUAGAGGCGAGUGGUGUUCGUUAGAUUCUGCACUCCGUCCACUCGCUUAAGCCAUUGGCCAUGGCGUUUUCUUUCCUCUCUCCUUCCACAUCUCCUCAUGCCUUCUUCGCCUCAUCUUCUUCGUCUUCAACCUACUCCACUGCAAAUAACAUUAAGCUGUUCGCAAAGAGAAGAGCACUAACGUUCGUCGCAAAAGCUUCCGGCAAUGAUGACGACGAGCCGGCGUUCAACCCUUUCGGCUUCGUCACCGACAAUCCGUCAAGCCGGAACGCCAUUCAGCUUCCGGAGUCCCCUGCCGAGGACGGAAACGUCGGCCAAAUGCUCUACAGAAUAGAAGAUAAGGGAAGAGAGUAUGGAUCGUAUGUGAAAUCCGGCGGAUUCAGGUGGUUUGUCAGAGAAACCGGAUCGCCUGGAAGCAGGCGCGGAACAAUAGUCUUCCUCCACGGCGCUCCAACUCAAUCGUACAGCUAUCGAGUGGUUAUGUCUCAGAUGGCAGAUUAUGGGUUCCACUGCUUUGCCCCUGACUGGAUUGGGUUUGGGUUUAGUGACAAGCCACAGUCAGGAUAUGGUUUUGACUACACUGAGAAAGAAUUCCAUGAACAAUUUGAUAAGUUACUUGACGUCCUUGGCAUUGAAUCUCCUUUUUUCCUUGUAGUCCAGGGGUUCCUUGUAGGCUCAUAUGGAUUAACUUGGGCCCUAAAAAACCCAAGCAAAAUAUCAAAGCUUGCGAUUCUGAACAGUCCGUUAACACCUUCAUCUCCCGUUCCUGGACUCUUUCAACAGCUCAGAAUUCCAUUCCUUGGCGAAUUUACUUGCCAGAAUGCAGUAAUGGCUGAGCGCUUCAUCGAAGCAGGUAGCGCUUAUGUCCUAAAACUGGAGAAGGCUGAUGUAUACAGGUUACCAUAUUUGUCAAGCAGUGGUCCGGGUUUUGCUCUGCUUGAUUCGGCAAAGAGAGCUAAUUUCAAGGACAUCCAGAGCCAGAUAUCAUCUGGCUUUGCCUCUGGAAGUUGGGAUAAGCCAAUUCUAGUGGCAUGGGGAAUAUCAGAUAAGUAUCUUCCACAAUCAGUGGCUGAAGAGUUUCAAAAGGGAAACCCUGACUCAGUUAAGCUUAAACUGAUUGAAGGUGCAGGCCACAUGCCGCAAGAAGACUGGCCCGAAAAAGUAGUUGAUGCCUUGAGAGUCUUUUUAUGAUCUUGGCAUAUGGUUUCCCAGCAUGAAUUCUCAUACCAAUUUCAAGUGUUUGUUCCAUGUGAAGAAUUAUAUAUGCAUUAUUGGUAAGUUAAACAUCACUGUUUGAUAAAAUACAUACUCAGCUUGUACAUCCUUACCAGAAAAAAUCUCAGUUUCAUGUGAGUAUUGUAAAAUAUUGCCAACUACUGCAGAAAUGUUAGUUUCUAGUUUCAACAGAAUGCAGAAAGUUUUGGCCUUU